AUGUCUCGCCAACACCCAGGCAACUUUAUCUACUUCGGCCCGGGGGCCAACUGCACCCUCGAGCUCUGCGACGUCGGCACCAGCGUCUACCGCUACCGCCCGCACCUGGCCGCCAACAUCACCUUCAUCGCCCUCUACGCCGUCGCCAUCGCCGUCCACGUCCUGCUCGGCUUCCGCUGGAAGAACUGGUGGUUCGUCGGGUGCGUCGUCGCCUCGUGCCUCGUCGAGAUCCUGGGCUAUGUCGGCCGCAUCAUGCUGUACUACAACCCCUGGAGCUUUAUCGCCUUCAUGAUCCAGAUCAUCUGCAUCACGAUCGGCCCAGUCUUCUACUGCGCCGCGAUAUACUGCACCCUCGCGCGAGUGAUCAACCACUUCGCCCCGUCCCUCUCGCGCUUCCCCCCGCGCCUCUUCUACUGGGUCUUCAUCCCCUGCGACAUCGUCUCCCUCGCCCUCCAGGGCGCCGGCGGCGCCCUCUCCACCAACUCGGAGGGCUCCAAUUCGAUGGGCGUCAACAUCACGCUCGCCGGGCUCGCCUUCCAGGUCGCCACCCUCGUCGCCUUCUCCGCCUUCUUCAUCGACUUCCUCGCGCGCCUGUACCGCCUGCGCCACAAGGGCGGCAGCACCAUCGAGGGCCCGGCCGUCGACACCCUGCGCGUCCGCCUGUUCUUCGGCUUCCUGUCCGCCGCCGUGCUGCUGACGCUCGCCCGGUGCAUUUACCGCGUCGACGAGCUGAGUGAGGGCUACGACGGCCCGCUCAUCGGCGAUGAGGGAUUGUUCAUCGGGCUCGAGGGGGUACUCGUUAUUCUCUCGAUUUUCGCCCUCUGCAUUGGCCACCCUGGCAUGCUUCUGAACAAAGACUCUCAGAGCCGUCGCAGCAGCCAGGGGAUCAUCACCGAGGCCAUCGUUGAGAGCGGAUCGUCGAUUGAGCGGGAGAAAUAA
Messenger RNA from Thyridium curvatum, 939 nucleotides. RefSeq lists its product as uncharacterized. The transcript is spliced from 4 exons. NCBI's taxonomy places the organism in Eukaryota, Fungi, Ascomycota, Sordariomycetes, Thyridiales, Thyridiaceae. Gene Ontology annotation, cellular component: plasma membrane; fungal-type vacuole. The coding region runs from base 1 to 939 and encodes 312 amino acids. The record is from RefSeq and is a predicted model, not a curated record.